AGAACCACAGCCCAUCAUGGCCCGCGAUAUCCUGAAAGCAGCCCAGUCCGCUUCGAACGUGGUGGCUCUUCACAAGAAAUACACUGUUCAGUCCACAGGAAUCUGGGAACGUAUCCGCCGCCUCCUCGCUGUUGAUCCUAACCGUUCGACCGGUGUUCCUCUGAACUCACAAUUCCGUCUACCCGCUCCAGGAGCUCUUCCUCCUCUUUCUUACGAUGACCCCGUGACGGUGCCGGCCGCUGAUAUCGCCGACAACCCGUAUUGGAAGCGCGAUGGCCGAAGAAACUACCCUCGGGUAAGCACAGUGAACCAGGCGGAUGCUGUUGGCCUCCUCACCGUGGGAAGCCAGGCCGCACCAAAGGACCACAUUCUCCAGAUCGGCCAGGCGGGCGAAAAGCAGCUGGUUUCCGUUAAGCAGGAAGGUGAGGAGCGGGGGCUUGCCGGCCUCUUCAAGAAGGACAAGAACGGCAUCAAGGGUGUUCUAGGUGCUAAUGGCCUGCCGCCCACGCCUCGCAACCUGAACUCCUCUGCCCCAAAAUACCAUAUUACCAAUGAUCAAGGUUAUCCCAGUGUGUACCCUUGCCGCACCUUCGUUUAACUUAGCAAAUUCCUAUUAUCUGGACCCAAUGUAUUCCAUUUUUCUUUUCUC
Molecule: messenger RNA, 649 nt
Organism: Aspergillus ochraceoroseus IBT 24754
Lineage: Eukaryota; Fungi; Ascomycota; Eurotiomycetes; Eurotiales; Aspergillaceae
Product: putative NADH-ubiquinone oxidoreductase 21 kDa subunit
Exons: 3
Coding region: 17-598 (193 amino acids)
Source: RefSeq, a predicted model, not a curated record